Messenger RNA from Helicoverpa zea (corn earworm), 4282 nucleotides. Its product is annotated as endoplasmic reticulum metallopeptidase 1-like. The record is from RefSeq and is a predicted model, not a curated record. The transcript is spliced from 10 exons. Gene Ontology annotation, biological process: proteolysis. Bases 412 to 3009 code for a protein of 865 amino acids. Gene Ontology annotation, molecular function: metalloexopeptidase activity. Lineage: Eukaryota; Metazoa; Arthropoda; Insecta; Lepidoptera; Noctuidae.
UGACUCGUGACAUUUGACACUUGACAGUUUGUUCUAAAGUUAUGAAGACACGCGAAAACAAGAAUUUAUGAGCGAAAUGCGCUGCAAGCGCUCCUUUUGAGCCGUAGUUUUGAAAUGAGCACCCUUUUCCGUUUAUAAACUUUAUGAGAUAUGGAUUGAUUCUGACUUUCAUGAUUAGUUUUGAGGUUCGCAACAAGACACUGAAGUAUUAGAAAACUAAUGAAUCGAGUUUUUGAACUUUUUCGUUUUUUAUCUUUUCGUAUGUAAUCAUUUAUGGAGGUUGAUAUUGAAAUGUUUAUGAAAAAUGACAGUAUAUAUUACAAUAAAAUAAAAUUUUAAGUAAAAGAAAAAAGCUGACAGAAGACUCCCAUUCAAAACUUGUGAUAGCAAUAAGAAAUAAUUUAUUUUAAAAUGGUGGUGGUGGCGCACAGCUCGCGGGAGCUGGUGAAGGAGAACGCGUCGCUGCGCGCGCCGCUGUCGGGCGCGUGGCUGCUGGCGGCGCUGGCGGCGCUGCUGGCGGCGCUGGCGGCCGUGGCGCACAUCGACCACGCGCUGCCCGCGCCGCUGGGCGCCGACGCGCCGCGCGAGCGCUUCCGCGGGCUCGUCGCGCACCAGCUGCUCGUCAACCUCACCUCCAUCGGGCCCCGGGUGGCGGGCAGCUACGAGAACGAGGUGCUGGCGGUGAGCAUGCUGGUGUCCACCAUCAAGCACAUCGCGCAGCACGCGUCGCCGCACAACCGCAUCGAGCUGGACGUGCACGCCGGCAGCGGCGCCUUCGCGCUCUCCUUCAUGGACGGCAUGAGCAACGUGUACCGCGGCGUGCAGAGCGUGGUGGCGCGCGUGCGCGGCGCGGGCGGCCGGCCGCGCGACCGCUCCGCGCUGCUGCUCAACUGCCACUUCGACACCGUGCCCGACAGCCCAGGCUGGUCGUGCGCAGGCGCGAGCGACGACGGCGCCGGCUGCGCCGUGCUGCUGGAGACCAUGCGCGCGCUGGCCGCGCAGCCGCGCCCGCUGCGCCACGACGCCAUCUUCCUGUUCAACGGCGCCGAGGAGAACAUCCUGCAGGCCUCGCACGCCUUCAUCACGCAGCACCGGUGGGCGCGGGACGUGCGCGCCUUCAUCAACAUCGAGGCGUGCGGCGCGGGCGGCCGCGAGGUGCUGUUCCAGGCGGGCCCGCACGACCCCUGGAUCAUCGAGAUGUACGCGAGCGAGGCGCCGCACCCCUUCGCGUCGUCGGUGGCACAGGAGCUGUUCGAGAGCGGCCUCAUCCCCGCGGACACUGACUUUCGCAUCUUCCGCGACUUCGGCAACCUGUCGGGCGUGGACCUGGCGUGGAGCGCCAACGGGUACGUGUACCACACGCGGCUGGACACGGCGGCGCGCGUGCCGGCGGCGGCGCUGCAGCGCACGGGCGACAACGUGCUGGCGCUGGCGCGCGGGCUGCUGGCGGGCGGCGCGCUGGACGCGGCGCCGGAGCGGGCGCGGCUGCCGGUGUACUUCGACGUGCUGGGCCGCGUGGUGCUGUGCGCGCGCGCGCCGGCCGCGCUGCUGACGGCGCUGGCGGUGCUGGCGCUGGUGCUGCUGAAGCUGCGGGCGAGCGCGGAGGCGGCGCGCGGCGCGCUGGUGGCGUCGCGCGGCGGCUGGGCGCGGGCGGUGCUGCGCGCGCUGCUGCUGGGCGGCGCGGCGUCGCUGGCGGGCGCGGGCGCGGCGCUGCUGGUGGCGCUGGCGCUGCACGCGGCGGGCGCGCCGCUCAGCUUCUACUCGCGCGUCGAGCUGCUGGCGCCGCUGUACGCGCUGCCCGCGGUGGCGGGCACGUGGGCGGCGGCCGCGCGGCUGUGGGGCUCGCCGGCGCUGCUGCGCGGCUGGUGGGCGGCGCGGGCGUGGCACGAUGCGCACGCCGCCGCCGCCGCCGCGCUGCUGGCGCUGGGGGCCGCGGCCGGCCUGCGCUCCGCCUUCCUGCCCGCGCUGUGGGCGGGCGCCGCGGCCGGCGCGGACCUGGCGGCGAGCGCGCUGCGCCUGCGGCCGGGCGCGCGCGCGGCGCUGUGGGCGGCGGCGGCGGCGCUGCCGGCGGCGCAGACGCUGUACCUGGCGCUGGGCUCGCUGCGCAUGUUCGUGCCGGUGAUGGGGCGCGCGGGCGCGGGCGCGCUGCCGCCCGACGCCGCCAUGGCGCUGCUGGUGGCGCUGCUGACUCUGGCCGCCACGGGCUGGCUGCUGCCGCUGGCGCUGGCGGCGCGCGGCGUGGCGCGGCUGGCGCGCGGCGCGGCGCUGCUGACGGCGCUGGCGGCGCUGCUGGCGCUGUCGCCGCUGGGCCGGCCGUACAGCGCGGAGCGGCCGCAGCGGCUGAUGGUGUUCCACACGCGGCGCACGCUGCACGCGCCGCUGGCCGCGCGGGACGCGGUGGAGCACAUGUACUGGGUGCCGGAGCUGGACGCCAACACGCCGCGCACCGUGCUGCGACACGUGGCGGGCGCGGCGGCGCUGGAGGCGGCGGCGUGCGCGCGCCUGCUGUACUGCGGCGCGCCCUACUACCUGCCCGUGCGCACGCUCGUGCCGCGCUGGCUCGCGGCGCCCGCGCCCGCGCCUCCCCGCGUGCGGCUCUGCGCCGGCGUGGCGCGCAGGCGCCUCAACGCCACGGCGCUGGAGCUGUCGCUGCGGCUGGCGGGCGCGGCGCACGCGGUGGUGGCGCUGGCGCCGGCGGCGGGCGCGCGGCUGGCGUGGAGCAGCGCGCUGGCGGCGCCGGCGGAGGGCGCGGGGUGGGGCGGGCGGCGCACGUACUUCGUGGCGCUGCACGCGGGCGGGCGCGCGGCGGGCGGCGCGUGGCGGCUGCGGCUGCUGCUGACUCAUGAGCCGGGGCUGGCGGCGCCGCACUGGGCGGACGUGGCGCUGGCGGCGCACGCGCAGUUCGGCGCGCACAAGCUGGCGCCGGCGCACGCGGCGCUGCUGGCGCGGCUGCCGGACUGGGUGGCGGCGACGGGCUGGGGCGUGGACCUGCACCUGUACCGCGUCUAGCGCCGUCUCUUGUUCGUUUUCUGCGCGUGUCUGUUGUCGAUUGUUUGACUUUUGCUAUUCUUUUCUGUUUGUUCACGUUUUUGUUAUAAUUUUUCUAAUUAGAUAGUAUUUAAGUAAGUCUGUAAGACCAUUCGAUCGAUCCCCAGAGGACGCAAACAAAAAUAUAUCAAUCACGAAAUACAGACAAUAGGACAGACAUAUACGAAGUAAAUUGCUUGCACUCACCGCGCCUCUCGCUCAGCGCCGCGCUCGCACUGCGCUGCACGACGUCAGUGCCGUGUGCCGCGACCCGCCGCCGACACACUUGCGUCAGGGUGAAUAGGCAACCUACGCGCAUUUAAUAUUACAAACAUUGAAUUACAUACUUGAUAAAAACAACACAAAAUACAUUCAUCACUAUCGGCCUCAUCAUUAUUGGCCUUAUAAUAAUUAUAAUUUUAACAUUAAGCGUUCUUAAUUAUAAGAUCAAUAAAACAUUAGGAAAUCAAUAGUUUCUGCGGAUAUCUGUGGUCAACGAGGGGUUAAGAAGUAGAAAUAAAUAUCGAUGAUGAGGUGCUGUUUUAGUUUUCACCACAUUCAGACAGGCUCUUGUCGAUACUUGUUUCAGUUUGUACGGGUUAAACUAAUUAAACUUGAUAUUAGGCGUGGUUUUGUAAAAAUAGCUUUAAUUUGAAUCACUUGGGAACUCUUGCAUCUAUCACAGGCAAGGUUAUAAAUAUUUGGGUAUAUACUAGUAGUAACAUUUUCGGUAGCUCGAAUUGUGGAUACUGAACAAACUGUGCCUUAAUGUUCUGGCACUUGUUAGCUACAAUGUAUUUAGCAGUUGUCGCAUAGACAGACAAACGAGCUGUGAUCGCCUAGCUGUAACAUAUUUUAGUUGUUAAUAGAUAAGUGAUGGCAUUGUGGGCGAAGCUUUCCUUCCUACGUGCGAUGGACGGAUUGUGUAGUGUAGAGCUACAAUAAAAUAUUGAUUUUGAGAUGACUGCAAAUAAAAAGUAUGGGAGGAGAGUUUUCUCCCAUCACGUCAACACACGUGCAAGGCCACUGCACUUCUGGGAAGUAAGCAUGACAUGGCAUAGGGGCAGCCUAGAUGAUCUUCAGUUUGCCAGGUUAGGCAGACGUAAUGUACCUGUUGUAAACCUCAGAGCAUAGUGUCGUAUGCAGUUAGUAUAUAAUCUAUGUAUAUUUAAACUCGUCAUUGGGUUGUUAUUACGUUGGUUUCAAUAAUUAUCGUUUUUCAGUUAUAUAUACUUAAUGUACAUUUUAUAUACAA